AAUGUCAAAGCCGAGUUUAUCAAUUCUCGUCUGACAAGUCAAAUAAAAUAUAGCGAAAAUGCUGGACAUUUUCAAGAAACCCUAUGCGGACUCCAAGCAACUGCCGUUGGCCAGUGGACCGGUUCCCAUCCUGAUUAUCAUCGCCGGUUAUCUACUGGUCGUCUUCAAGGCGGGCAGAAAGUUCAUGGAGCACCGGGAGCCGUACAAUCUUCGAGGGGUGCUGAAGUGUUACAACAUAUUCCAGAUCUGCUACAAUAUGAUGAUGCUCUUGCCCGGAUACUAUUUCAUGUUAGUCUUCCAGCCGUACAACUUUCGAUGCAUGACGGUCCUGCCACAGGAUCAUCCCAUGAAGAAUUGGGAGCGCACCAUUAGCUAUGCUUACUACAUUAACAAGAUUGUGGACCUGCUGGACACCGUGUUCUGUGUGCUGCGCAAGAAGUACAUGCAAAUAACGUUCCUGCACGUCUUCCACCACGUGCUGAUGCCCACCGUCGGAUACUUGAUAAUCCGCUUCCAGGGCUAUGGGGCACUCUUCUUCCUGUGCUCCUUCAAUGUCAUCGUCCACAUCUUUAUGUAUGGCUACUACUAUUCGGCGAUCGAGGGCAAUGCAGUGCGCUGGAAGCGCUACCUGACUCUCAUGCAAAUGAUGCAGUUCAUCCUAAUGUUUGGCCACUGUGCCUUCACCGCCAUGCAGCGCGAGUGUAAGGCCUCGCAGGGCAGCCUCUUCCUGGUCAGCUGCGCCGCCGCGGUCAUGUUCAUCAUGUUUGCCAAUUUCUACUUCCAGUGCUACGUUAAAUCCAAGGAGAAGAGGAAUUAA
This is a messenger RNA of Drosophila suzukii, 817 nucleotides long. Its product is annotated as very long chain fatty acid elongase F. Gene Ontology annotation, cellular component: endoplasmic reticulum membrane. Lineage: Eukaryota; Metazoa; Arthropoda; Insecta; Diptera; Drosophilidae. The record is from RefSeq and is a predicted model, not a curated record. Gene Ontology annotation, biological process: fatty acid elongation, polyunsaturated fatty acid; sphingolipid biosynthetic process; fatty acid elongation, monounsaturated fatty acid. Gene Ontology annotation, molecular function: fatty acid elongase activity.